AUGAAACCCGACAACAGUAUUACUCUUUCUCACUCGCCCUCCAACAGUCCAUCUCAUUUAGACAACAAAAGAAAUUCAGUAGUGGGUCUGUUUCUUGAGGGUCGAAAACGACAAUUGAUAGAAUAUAUGGCAAGAUGCGUUAACCAAGUGGAGGCAGCCUAUGCAAGGAGCUCUAUGGAGAACAGAACACAGUCUAUUACCAAGGAGGAGAAGAUUGAUCUACCUGUCGACAGACGGCACGGCUAUAAUGCUGACAGCAUUCUUCGAUUGUCAAAUGCAGGUAUGGAGAUAUUUGUCUCUGAGGUCAGCUCAAGAUACGGUACAGAAGAAAAAGAUAGGCAUGCGAUAGAUCAUUCCAGGGGAAUGUUUGCACAACUAUCAAUGUUAGAGGCAAUUGCCGACAAGUAUGAAUACGCUACAGUAGAAGCCUUGCUCAAACAGAAAGCACUCUUCCCAAAAGCAUACAAUCGAUGUGCGUGUGUGGCCAAUGAAAGCUGUGGAUAA
Molecule: messenger RNA, 504 nt
Organism: Mucor velutinosus
Lineage: Eukaryota; Fungi; Mucoromycota; Mucoromycetes; Mucorales; Mucoraceae
Exons: 1
Coding region: 1-504 (167 amino acids)
Source: RefSeq, a predicted model, not a curated record